AUCUAACAGCUGUUCUCUGGCCCAGCCUGAGGCCCUGGGGGAAGCGGCAGAGCAGGGAGGAGGAGUGUUAAGAACCUGCACACUCAGAGAUAAGAGGACUGAAGAGGCAGAUUCUUCAUAAGAUUUCAGCUUCUUUUUUCCAUGGAUCCUUACUUCUUCUUCAGCCAUAAGAUCUUUUCUCCUGAGAUGUUGUUGAAAGCCAAAGUGGAAGAGCAAACUUUUCAACAGCAGAAUGAAUCACUGAGCAGUGAGAAUAUCACAAAGUGUACAGACAAUUCUACUCACAAAACUAUUUUAAACUGACAACUAACUUUUCAAUUUAAGUGUUAUGACCAGGGAAGAAGGUUACAGAGAAGAAUUUAAUUAUGACAGGAUGCCAACUUUGGAGCGUGGAAAGCAAGAGAAUGGAAAUUAUGUACCAGAUAUCAAAUCUAGUGACCUUCAGAUAUCACCGAGGUUUCAUCCUUGUUUUAGUCAUAGAACAUGGAUCUUUUCUUUGUUGAUGGGGACUUGCCUUCUUGUUACUUCUGGAUUUUCACUUUAUCUGGGAAAUGUUUUUCCAUCUGAAAUGGAUUAUUUACGUUGUGCAGCAGGUUCAUGUAUUCCUUCAGCAGUUGUGAGUUUUGCUAUAGCAAGAAACAAAGUUAAUGUGAUACCCAAUUUCCAGAUUCUAUUUGUUUCUACAUUUGCUGUAACAACAACAUGUUUAAUUUGGUUUGGAUGCAAACUUGUCCUUAAUCCAUCGGCAAUAAAUAUAAAUUUCAACUUGAUUCUGCUAAUUCUGCUGGAAAUCUUCAUGGCAACUACUGUGAUCAUUUCAGCUAGGUCUAAUGAAGAUUGCUGUAAGAGGAAGAAAAGUACCGUAUAUGACAGUACCAGCGUUUUGAAUGAUGUCAACUUUCCUACUCGAAUUCUGAAAUCCUAUUCAGUAAUUGAAGUGAUUAUUGGAAUUUCUGCAGUAUUUGGUGGAAUAAUUGCUUUGAAUAUGGAUGUGUUAGUCUCAGGUCCAUACCUUUCAGUAACAUUCUUUUGGAUCUUAGUGGCUUGCUUUCCAAGUGCCAUUGCAAGUCAUGUAGCUGCUGAAUAUCCAAGUAAAUGUUUGGUUGAGGUCCUGAUUGCCAUAAGCAGUGUCACUUCUCCAUUGUUGUUCACUGCUUCUGGAUACUUAUCCUUCAGUAUCAUGCGAGUUAUUGACAUCUUUAAAAAUUAUCCACCAGCAGUUAAACAAUCUUAUGAUAUACUUCUGUUACUUCUGAUGCUGAUGCUGUUAAUUCAGGCAAUGCUUACCAUUGGCACUGUCAUACAGUGUGUAAGUUACAAGACAAAAAUGAAGCUGCAUGAUUCAUCUUGGGCAAUGCCACAGAUUAAUAAACAGGAGUACAGAACAAUGGAGGUUUCCAAUAAUACCAUAAAGGAUUUUGACAAAGACAAAGCCUGGAAAGCUGUUGUGGUACAGAUGGCUCAGUAAGGUGGAUUCAGCAAGUAGAAUAUAAUACAAAAAAUCAACUGUUAGAUUUAAAGCUUCUUAACUGUAGCAGUUUGUAGACAGUGCUAUAGCUCCAGCUGUAGGGACCAAGGAAUAACAGAAUUUAUUUUCAAGCUAAAUACUGUACCUUUCUAAUAAAUUUGAAAUAUAUAGGUGAAAUUUCUUAAUGCAACUUUAUCUUUUGUGUAAGAAUAUUAUUUGAUGUUAGGUUGCUGAUAGUAUCUAAAUGUUUAGUGUUCUGUUGCUUUAAAAGAUCCCUUUGGAAACAAGGUCAUAAAUUACUUAUGGGUUAUGAAGAUACGGUAUUUUUAAGUAAAUAUGGCAAUACACAGUAGGUCUCAUUUGUUUGCAAGAAACUAAUAUAACUGCAAUUAUGCAGUCAAUAAAACUGAUAAAUGCUUUUGUAAAGUUAUGAGUACAGGUCAUAAUAUUUUUGCUUCUACUUCACUUUUGUAGGAGUUGUAAAGGUGUUUUGCAUCUUGUUAUUUUGUAUAAAGUAAAGGUCUUUAUCACAAGGAGUCCAGAUGUGGAUUGAAGUCCAGUUUGCAUAGAUGAAAACAUACAAUUCUUUAAAAUAUUUUUCUGUAACAAAUUUAUGGACUGUGAAAAAGGAGUAACAACCCUUAGUUUAGAUCAUCCUUGAAAAGUCACGAAACUCUAAGUGCUUGGCACAAAAUCUAUAAAUCUAUUGACUCACCCUGUAACUUAAUCAGAAAGAAAAAAACAAAACAAAUAUUAUUUUGUGGGAUGACUGCUGGGCUGAAUGCCUUGAUUCACUGGAAUCUGUUUGCUCUUUCACAUAUGAAAAUGUAUCCUUCCUAAAAGUGAUUUUUUUUCCCUUUUCAUAUUUUUAUUUUGCUAAUAACCUUUGAUAAUUAUAAAAUAAAUCAUGUUUAAAUGAA
Molecule: messenger RNA, 2388 nt
Organism: Mauremys mutica (yellowpond turtle)
Lineage: Eukaryota; Metazoa; Chordata; Testudines; Geoemydidae
Gene: MLC1
Product: modulator of VRAC current 1
Exons: 14
Coding region: 329-1468 (379 amino acids)
Biological process (GO): regulation of response to osmotic stress
Cellular component (GO): cytoplasmic vesicle; endoplasmic reticulum; plasma membrane
Source: RefSeq, a predicted model, not a curated record